Messenger RNA from Nicotiana tabacum (common tobacco), 402 nucleotides. RefSeq lists its product as uncharacterized. Lineage: Eukaryota; Viridiplantae; Streptophyta; Magnoliopsida; Solanales; Solanaceae. Gene Ontology annotation, molecular function: zinc ion binding. The record is from RefSeq and is a predicted model, not a curated record.
AUGUCAAAGAUUGAAGAGAUCGACACACGUGUUAAAGCAGACCUAUACGAUAUUGGCUAUCACAGAUGGUCUCAGGUGAGGGCUUCAACAGAUUACAUCCAUACUGUGAUAGAUGGUGUGAAGAGCUUCAUUGUUUGCCUUCAAAACAAUAGAUGUAGCUGUGGACAAUUCCAGCUUGAUGAACUUCCUUGUCCACAUGCUUUGGCGGCUUUGAGGCACAUGAACGAGUCUUAUGAAAACUAUUGUUCUCCUUAUUACAUGAGGGAGAGCCUUCUGCAGACUUAUGAAAUACCAGUAGACCCGCUGCCUGAUGAAAGCAAAUGGAAUGUGCCACAACAUAUAGUUGAAGAAGUUGUAAUGCCACCUAUUGGGAGAAGGCAGCCAGGGAGACCUAAAAAAUAA